Geodia barretti is the source of this 5534-nucleotide messenger RNA. The record is from the annotation of a GenBank genome assembly. Lineage: Eukaryota; Metazoa; Porifera; Demospongiae; Tetractinellida; Geodiidae.
CCAGGCAUUCCCCGGAAAUGCUGCCAUACAAGACCGCUAUCUUGUGGCUCCUUUCUGGGACGAUGUGGACAUCCGAUUCACACAGGAGACAUAUCUUAUGAGAAUACAUGAGUCUGGGUAUUUCUUAGACCAGGUGAAUAAUUUCAUACACGCAGCAGACGACUGACUUUGUGGGAACAUGAUGAUGGUGUGGUUUACUAUGACAAGUGCACCCAUACUUUGGCCUCUUUAACUCUGAGGAGAAUACAUUUCAAGCCAUACUGAUCACAGAUGGAACUUACUCAUACACAAUUUUCACUUACCAAUGUGGCCUAAUGGAAUGGGAUAAUGGAGCAACCAUAGGAUUCAAUGCAGCUGGUGAAAUGUUUGCCAAUCACAACCCAAGCAGCUCGGAUGUGGCCUGUCUCAACUCUCCAGACAGUGCCUGGAGCAAUGUGAUAUAUCGACUCAGCAAUGAACAACGGAACUUCCACCACCAACAAAUGUGGAGGCAUUUAAUACCACUUUGGACACUACAAUGAUACAGUGGGUGGUAACUACAAUUGAUGAACCACAGAACUACACUGUGCAAUAUGGCACAGACCAAAGCGAUCUUGAAUUCACUGUGGGCCCAAUCCAAAGCGUUGGGAUGGAAGAGCAGACCUACCAAAUACCCUUGAUAAUUUAGUGCAAGGCACAACAUACUAUGUGCAAGUUGUUUCGGUGUUUGGAGUUUACACACUGACAAGUGAUGUAAUAUCAUUCACAUACACUUGAACCAGCUAUUGAGAUUCCACCGACCAACUUUGUAGCAGAAGCUGCGGGCACAUCCGUCACAUUCGCAUGGACCACACCAACAGUCUCACAGACGAUUGUAUCUUACAGACUAGUCUGUCAUCCCCAAAGUGAAAUAGACAUUGAGAUUAAGAAUAUCAACACCAUCACACUGUAUGACUUGCCACCUGUGACCAACCUGUCGUGCACUUUGGCUGCUGCUAGCUCAGGAGGAUAUGGUCCAGAAACACCAGCAAUCAACGUUGUCACUGACGAUGCCGUGGAAGCCGAUUCGUACUUCUCGUUCCUUCCAAUGGACAUCCAUGUCAAUUUUGAGCAGUUCUUUUUCCCUGGAACCGACGAAGGAUACUUCGGACCAAUAAACAUACCUGGAGGCUUCCCCUUCGGUGGCACAGUGCAAACUGACGUUUAUAUUGGAUCAAAUGGAAUACUGUCAUUUGGUACUCCCUACAAUACAUUCUUCAACCAAGAACUUCCGGUGCCCGGCCAAGCACUAGUUGCUCCAUUCUGGGAUGACGUUGACACCAGGUUCGGGAGUGGAACAAUCUCGUUUGAAGUCCAAGACUCUGGCUACUUCUUGGAAGAAGUCAGCGAAUUUAUCCGGAGGAGAAGAUCAGCACUUGAUUUCACUGGAACCUGGAUGCUUAUUGUCUAUUGGGAGGCUGUACAUCCUUACUUUGGUGUUUUUAAUACUGAGGAGAACACAUUCCAGGCCAUCAUAAUUACAAACGGAACAUACUCCUAUUCUCUUUUUACGUAUAAGUGUGACCUGAUGGAGUGGGAUAAUGGAGUGACGAUAGGGUACAGUGAUGGAGACAAAUUUUUCAUGAAUAAUGUUCCAUCCACCCGGGAAGUAGCCUGUUUCAAUCUUCCAGUCUCAAACUUCAGCAAUAUCAUUUACCGCCUUAGUGCAGCUAACCCUGAAAUCCCACCACCAGACAACGUGAGAGUCAGAUCUUUCACCAUGACUGAAGCUAAAAUAUCCUGGAACAUUCCACGAUUUACUCAGCAAGAAAGUUACACAGUGGAAUAUGGGUUGUCGGCCACUGACUUAAACCUUGAAUCAGACGUAGUGCAGAGUAUUACUGACACCAAUAUCAAUAAUGAGGAGUAUGAUGUUACACUGCGGGACUUAGCAGGAUCUACCCUGUACUAUUACAGAGUUGUGGCCAGGUUUGGUGUCUACGUCAGGCAUACUCAGGUGUAUGCCUUCUUCACUCAAUUUGAGCCCCAAGCUGCGUACCUUCAAUUCCUGGAACAGACGGACACAAGCGUCGAUGGCGGCACACUUUUCAGUUGUCAACACUGCAGCUCCUUUGAAAUAACAUUCCCCAGCGAUUUUGCCUUUGGAGGAUAUUACCACCAGUCUGCAUAUGUCGCCACUGAUGGGUACAUAACAUUUGGAAUACCGCUGAUAGAUGAAGUGCCGGAAGCUUUUCCACCCGAUGACCCAGACGUUUUUUGGACUUACAUGAUUGCUCCAUUCUGGGCAAACUUUGACACGACAAUGGGUGGCACUGUGUCUUGGAAGCUGCACACUCGUGAAAACUCAUUAAAUUUAGUAGCAAUGGUUGAUUCAUUCAUAGCUGGAGAGUAUGGUGAUGACAACUUCGUGGGGUCAUGGAUGCUAGUAGCAUUCUGGGAGAACGUGCAGCCUUCAAACCUGGCAACCGGAAAUACUUUCCAAGCUGUACUGACUACCAAUGGGACCAAAUCGUACGGUGUAAUGAUAUACCACUGUGGUGAACUAGGAUGGUCAGAAUCUGCUACAAUUGGCUUUUAUGCACCUACAUCAGAUGUAUACACUCAUCCACUGAGUACAUCUUCAGCAGGAGUAUUGAUAAAAACUGACGAAAUUGCCUGUCUCCAUAACUCAUCCGAUUGGAGCAACCUGAUAUUUGAACUGGAAGUCAGCAAUCAUAUCCUUGGAAUGACCCCAGAACCACACUUUUCUGCAGGGAGCUGUGUGGACGCAGGAUUCACUGAGUGCUGUACUGGUUUUGCUUGCAGUGUGCAAGGAUGUUUUUGUGACGCUAUAUGUCAUUUCUUUGGAGACUGUUGCUACGAUAUAGACAUGACAUGCCCAGAUACGGAUGGGGCUGCCUACAAUAUUCUUGUUGCCCAUGGACAUCACAUAUCGCAAAUACACUUUGAGGGCAUCAGCUCUGAAACUGUCCGAACAAACACUAGCGGCACAGUGGUUGGCAUAGAUUACUUACACACGGAUUCUUCAAUGUUUUGGUCUGAUAUUACCACUGAUACUAUCCACCGCGCUAAACUCGAUGGUACAAGCGAAGAAGUACUUGUUACUACAUGCAUCUCUUCUGUCGAUGACGUUGCCGUGGAUUGGGUGUCAAACAAACUCUACUGGACUGAUUCUGUUUGGUCAAGAAUAGAGGCUCUCGACCUCGACACAAACAUAAGGGUUGAAGUGCUAACAGCAGGAGCAAACAGCAUACCGAGGGCAAUUGCCGUCGAUCCUGUCAACAGAGCCAUGUUUUGGACCGACUACGGACUUACUGGUAAGAUUGAAACUGCAGGAAUGGACGGUGGCGAAAGACGGGUAUUGCACUACACUGACAUAUGGCAACCAAAUGGAAUCGCAAUCGAUUACGGUUCCGCCAGAAUCUAUUGGUCAGAUGCAGGGCAACAGAGACUGGAGUAUUCCAACUUUGAUGGCUCGGAAAGGACCGUGGUCGAAACUGCAGGAACCGGACUGGUGUCUCCAUUUGCAGUCACUGUUGUAGACGACAUUCUAUUCUGGAGUGACUGGGAAACCAAUAAGAUCUAUGCCACACAUAAGGAGCAUGGGGCACUGGAAAAUGAGGGAUACUUCAGUGAGAUAGUUACUUUCCUUCACACUCCGUACGGAAUAAAAGCAUUAAGAUCUGAUUUACAGCCACAAGCUGAUAACCCUUGCCUGAACAGUGAAUGCAGUCACAUGUGCUUACUAACGUUUGUGAAUGGCGCUGGUUUCACCUGUGCUUGCCCAGAAGGAUAUGAUUUUGAAAAUGAUACCUUCUGUAAACCCAAAGAAGGACCCCAAACAGAUUGUUCUAUCACUCCUGGCUCUUGUGCAGCAGCAUCUUAUGUAACGUGCUGCGAAGGAGGCUUCUGUGCAGGCUCACCUGCUAAUUGCUUCUGCGACGAUAGGUGCCGCACUCGUGGAGAUUGCUGCAUUGACAUCAACGACACUUGUCUUGAAGGUUGGCCUCGGCUUCCUAGGAACAUCUCAGUAAUAGACAACACUGGGCUGUCUGUAACAAUAGCCUGGCUGGUCCCCUACAUUGCCUCAUCACCAGAGACGUACACCAUUGGGUAUGGCAUCAGCCCGGACAGUCUUACCUUAUUCACGGCAGUCUCGAGUGGAUCUAACACCAGUAUUGUCGACCAGGUGUAUUCCAGGUCCCUCCCAGGACUAGCAUACACAACAACGUACUAUUUUCAAAUUACAGUCACAAAUGACGUUACUGGUUCCACUGGUGUAAGUACGGAGAUACUGUCAUUCACCACAGCCGAAGGAGCUCCAAGUGCGGCACCAGCAAAUUUCACUGUUGCUGUGGAUGCCACGGAAGUGUGUUUGGCAUGGGAUCCCCCACCAAAAGAUCAACAAAACGGAGUCAUCGUAUCUUACAGACUACUCUGCUCUGGCAGCGAUACGACAUACGAACAAAUUGUCAAACAACACAUAAGGAGCUACUGUUUUGACAGUCGAGUUGGAAAUGAGGUGCUUUCCUGCACUGUAGCGGCUAGUACUGGAGCAGGAAUGGGGCCAAGUACUGGGGCAGUUGUAGUAACUACCGAAGCAAUGGACAGUGGAACCCUCAGGAUGCUGGUACUGAAUGCAACAGUUGGAGUCGACCCAGUAAUCUUACCAGAGUCUGAUGAGGGUACAUUUGGACCCAUAACCCUUCCAAACUACGGAUUUCCAUUCUGGAGUAGUGACCGAGAGGAAGUCUAUAUUGCGAUCAAUGGACUACUAGCAUUUGAGCAACCCUACGGAAGUUUCUUCAACCAGCCAUUCCCAGGCAACUUCUUUAUAAGCUCCCGCUAUCUAGUGGCACCGUUCUGGGAUGAUGCCGAUACUAGGGGAGGAGGUGGACAGAUCUUAUAUGAGGUGCACACAUCCGGUUACCUCUUGGAGCACAUAAGUGCAUAUGUGAGGGCACAAAAGCCAUCACCAUUCCAAGGAACGUGGAUGCUCGUUGUGUUCUACGAUGCAGUUCAUCCCUACUUUGGUUCAGGGGAAAACUCAUAUCAAGUGAUUCUUAUAACCGAUGGUACCUACACUUACACUAUAUUUACCUACGACUGCGAUCUUAUGGGGUGGGGCACAAGUGCUACGAUUGGAUUCAAUGCAGCAGGGGAAGAAUUCGUGAACAAUGAGUACACAUCGAAUGCGAUGUAGCAUGUUCCAGCCUUCCACAGUGCGACUCAUCACCAUGUCAUCUACCGACUGAGUGAAAUCAACGCACAGAGUAUGCUUACAACUGACAUGUGUUGAUGGCAUUUGAAGAGACAUCUGUACCAUUAAUGGGUAGUUCCAUCAGUACACAACAGCAGCAGUACACGGUAUUUUAUGGCACAGACUCCGAACCUUGAUCAGACAAGUGCUACUGUGCUCAGCAAUAGCGAUACAUCACUCACAAACAGCAGUAUUUCGUAGUAAUACAGGCUACAGUAGGCACAACUUACUACUUCCAAAUAUCCGUCAGCAUGGGGAUUUGACAUUCAGAGACGGGUUGACGCAUAUCCGAAAA